UAAACUUCUGCCGCCGUGGCGACUCUUCUUGUUAUCCGACUUCUUUCCAUCGGAGUGAUACCGUGCCGGUGUAGAAGAACCAAAUACCCCCCCAUUGCUUCCCAAAUCAAGUGACGAAAUUGUGGUUGUCAAGCUCUGGGAACCUCUUCAAGCAUGUUAAGAAGAAGCUAUGAUUAAUUCAAAUCAAGUAAGUAGGAGUCAUCUCCCUGACGUUGAGAAACCUAAAGGUCCUCAAACCAAUUGGUCAGAGCAUGUGAAGGCGUUUGAAGAUCCAUCGACCAGAACUAAGCAUUUGAGCUCCACUUUUCUUUACUCUUUAGAUAGUCAAAAGCCUAGAAAAAGCGGAGAUAUGGCGGCAAGGUCAAUUGCGUUUCCUAGUGUGAAUGCGCAUACUUUGGCGCACCCGCAAAUUGCAAAGGCUUGGCGUACUCUUUCAAGUCUCUCAUUAAAUAAGACCUACCUAAGACCUGGAAUUACUCCCCCAGUUGAUGAUGGUGGCACCAAUGGCUCAUAUUCUGCAAGAGAGAGAUCCACUGUGAAAGCUACAUGUAGCACUGAUGGUUCUUUUUAUAACAAUCAACAAAAUCAAAGUCAAAUGGGUGUACCAGGAACUGGACGAAACUUUCACAGCUUUCCUCCCCCUGUUCCUGGUGAUGGUAAAAUAUUUGCUGAAAAGUUUCCACGGAUAAAUGUUGAGACCAGAGAACCAGAAAACAGUUGCACGCCUUUAACUGGUGUGGAGAAACCAUUCAAGAAUUCUGCAUUCGCAGCUGAGCAGUUGGGAUCUGGAGAAGCAUGUCUUGACGAGAUUGAUGAUGACAUACUUCAGAAUAUUGAUGUCGACCAAAUUAUGAUGGAACACUACCAAUCAACAAGUACUCCUCAACCAUCUGUAUCUAGUUUUUCAUCGAGAACUUCACCAGCGGAUAGAACUGCUUCCAGAAGAGAAGAAGAGUGUGUUCUGCCUCCUGAAUUAUGUUCUAACUGCAGUCAUGGAAUAAAGCUAGGGCUUUGUCCAGAAGCUUCAACUCAUUUGGAACAAAUGAAGAACUUGUUGAUCGCAAUAUCAAAUGAACUCCUUGACGAUGAUACUGAGCUGAGUCCUGAUCGUAUUCAAGAGCUUCGGCAAGAGAGGUUACAACUGAAGAAGCAAAUUCAGGAGCUCGAGAACCAUAUUCGAGAUAAAGAAAGCCAAAAGUCUCAGUUUUUGUCAUCUACAGCUACUCGUACUUUCCAGUGUGAAACACCUAAAUCAACAAAUCUAAGAAUGGAUCAUCCACAAACUGAUUCUCGAGCACACUUUAGUGAGCAAGGAAGAUAUGCAUCUGAUAGCUGGGACAUGCCAAAAGAUUCUUCAUUUUCUGUAGAUAGGUAUGGUCUUUCUUCUGCUCCUGUAGAGAGGGAACAAUAUGUUCCGAGGAUUAUCGAGGUGACGUACACUGAAGGUUCAACCGACCAAAAGUGGAGCAGCCGUGAUUUCCCUUGGACUAGAAAAUUGGAGGUCAGUAACAAAAAAGUGUUUGGAAAUCACUCGUUUCGACCUAACCAGAGAGAAAUCAUCAACGCAACAAUGAGUGGCUCGGAUGUAUUUGUGUUGAUGCCAACUGGAGGAGGAAAGAGUUUGACGUAUCAGCUCCCUGCUCUGAUCUGUCAAGGAAUAACCUUAGUAAUUUCUCCACUCGUCUCACUCAUUCAAGACCAAAUAAUGAACCUAUUGCAGGCAAAUAUACCCGCUGCUUCCCUAAGUGCUGGCAUGGAAUGGUCUGAACAACUGAAGAUAUUUCAGGAGCUUAGUUCCGAGCAUUCGAAGUACAAACUACUAUAUGUCACACCCGAAAAAGUGGCACAAAGCGAUUCUCUUCUGAGGCAUCUAGAUAACUUAAACUCUCGUGGUUUGCUUGCUCGAUUUGUUAUUGAUGAAGCUCAUUGUGUGAGCCAAUGGGGGCAUGACUUUCGACCAGACUACCAGAGUCUUGGUAUUCUGAAGCAGAAGUUUCCGAACAUUCCCGUGUUAGCGUUAACAGCUACCGCAACAGCCAGUGUGAAGGAAGAUGUUGUACAAGCUCUUGGCCUUGUUAACUGUGUUGUGUUCCGGCAAAGUUUUAAUCGCCCAAAUCUAUGGUAUUCCGUUGUUCCCAAGACGAAAAAAUGUGUGGAAGAUAUUGACAAAUUUAUCAAGGAAAACCAUUUUGAUGAAUGUGGAAUUAUAUAUUGUCUUUCAAGAAUGGACUGCGAGAAAGUCGCUCAAAGGUUACAGGAGUUCGGUCAUAAAGCAGCAUUCUACCAUGGCAGCAUAGAGCCUACUCAACGUGCUUUAGUACAGAAACAAUGGAGCAAGGACGAAAUCAAUAUAAUAUGUGCUACCGUGGCCUUUGGAAUGGGAAUCAACAAGCCUGAUGUCCGCUUUGUUAUUCAUCACUCGCUGCCGAAGUCUAUAGAAGGCUAUCAUCAGGAAUGUGGUCGUGCUGGCAGGGAUGGCCAGCGAGCAUCUUGUGUUUUGUAUUACGGUUAUGGCGACUAUAUACGAGUUAAGCAUAUGAUUAGUCAAGGAGGAGUUGACCAAAGCCCCAUGGCAUAUGGUUAUAAUCGAGUAGCAAGUUCAGGGAGGUUACUUGAAACGAACACUGAAAACCUUCUCCGCAUGGUUAGAUAUUGUGAAAAUGAGGUGGACUGCCGACGUUUCCUACAACUAGUCCAUUUUGGAGAAAAGUUUGACUCCACAAACUGCAAAAGAACGUGUGAUAAUUGUUCCAGUAGCCAGAGUUUGAUUGACAAAGAUAUCACUUUGAUUACAAGGCAAUUGGUUGAGCUGGUGAAGCAAACAGGAGAAAGGUUUUCUUCAUCUCAUAUUCUUGAAGUCUACAGAGGUUCCUUAAACCAAAUGGUCAAGAAAAACAGACAUGAGACUUUGCAGUUCCAUGGAGCUGGAAAACAUUUAUCGAAACUUGAAGUCUCCCGUAUCUUGCACUAUCUCGUCACAGAGGACAUUCUUGUGGAAGAUGUUAGGAAAAGUGAUAUGUACGGAUCCGUAUCAUCGUUGCUCAAGGUGAAUAAAUCAAAGGCUGCCUCACUCUUUUCUGGAAGCCAGACUAUAAUGAUGAGAUUCCCGUCUUCUGUAAAAGUAUUAAAGCCCUGUAGAGCCGCGGCAACCCCUGCAAAAGCUCCUUUAACAACAACAGAUGCUCCUCCAGAAGAUGUGAAUCUCUCCGCCAUCAUGUACAUAGCCUUGAGGAAGCUUCGUACGCUUCUUGUCAAGGAAGCCCCUGACGGUGUCAUGGCAUACCAUAUAUUUGGCAACGCAACGCUUCAGCAGAUAAGCAAGAAAAUUCCGAGAACCAAAGAGGAACUCCUCGAGAUAAAUGGCCUUGGGAAGGCCAAAGUAACCAAGUACGGUGAUCGGUUGUUGGAAACAAUAGAGGCAACGGUCAACGAGUACAAUGGAACUAGCAAGAAAGACUCUAUGAUUAGUCCGGAUUCAGGGAAGAGGAGAAGAGACGAGAACAUUAGUCCGAAUGUAACCGAAGAGGAUGAUGAUUUCGCAGAGAGCUCAAGCCAGUCUUGCAAAAAAACGGUGAGAAGCAAAAGCAGUGAGUUUCAUCAUGGUGAAUGUGCAGAUGGAGAUGGAGUAGGUAUGGUUAUGGAGAAGCUAGAUUUUGAUUUUGAAGACGAAGAUGGGUCGGAGAUACGACCAGGGGGAAGAGUAUUACCUUGGUGAAGUAGUAACCAUUGUGAAAUGUUAAAUUAAAUAUGAUGUAAACUUCUUUGGUCUACUCGGUGAUGUACCUUAAUGAGCUUCGUUUCUAUGCUAAAAGACUUUAAAUAUAAGAUUAACAAAG
Messenger RNA from Eruca vesicaria subsp. sativa (arugula), 3836 nucleotides. The record is from the annotation of a GenBank genome assembly. Lineage: Eukaryota; Viridiplantae; Streptophyta; Magnoliopsida; Brassicales; Brassicaceae.